Molecule: messenger RNA, 882 nt
Organism: Serpula lacrymans var. lacrymans S7.9
Lineage: Eukaryota; Fungi; Basidiomycota; Agaricomycetes; Boletales; Serpulaceae
Exons: 2
Coding region: 1-882 (293 amino acids)
Biological process (GO): signal transduction; peptidyl-serine phosphorylation; endocytosis
Cellular component (GO): nucleus; cytoplasm
Molecular function (GO): ATP binding; protein serine/threonine kinase activity
Source: RefSeq, a predicted model, not a curated record
AUGUUAUGGAUUUGUUUUUAUUUAUACCAAUAUCAUAAAGGACAGGUUUGGCGUGGCUUUGAUAUGCUUAAUCAUGAGGAUGUUGCCAUUAAGCUAGAAGCUGGUGAUACCUUAUCAACCCAUCUUUGGAGAGAGGCACAGAUAUAUGAACAACUUGGAGGUUGCAUAGGAUUUCCCAAAUUAUAUUGGUAUGGAUCUCAUGAAGAUGACAAUGAAAUGGUCAUAGAUUUAUUAGGAGCUUCACUGGAACAAGUUUUUAAUCUAUGUGGCCGUAAAUUUAGCCUUAAGACAGUGCUGAUAUUGAUUGAUCAAAUGGCAAGUAUUUUUUAUUACUACAAGAAUAUCUCAUGGAUUCUUCAUUCCUAUCAUCUUGUUCACUGUAAUCUAAAGCCAGAAAACUUUCUUCUUGGUGUCAAUGGAAGCGCUGGCAUCCUGCAUUUGAUUGAUCUUGGCUUAAGCACAGAAAAGAUACACCCAAUCACUGGUGAACAUAUUCCCUACAAAGAUGGCCAGAAAUCACUUGGCACUAUUUGCUAUUUAUCAUGCAAUGCUCACAUGGGCAUCCAGCAAUCCCAAUGUGAUGACUUGGAAGCAAUUGUCUAUAUUAAAAUUUAUUUUCUCCAUGGAUCUCUUCCAUGGCUGGGAAUCAAGGGCAGCAAGGAGAAAAAGUACAGACUUAUUAAGAAGAAGAAGCUUCACACUACGCCUGCUGCACUAUGUCAUGGUCUUCCCAAAGAAUUUCAUGACUUCCUCUUGUAUACUCGUUCACUCGCCUAUAAUCAGGAUCCUGACUAUUUUUAUAUCUGUAAUCUAUUUCGCAACCUUGCAGCACAUCAUGGCUUCCUGUACAACUAUUCAUAUGAUUGGACCAGAAAGAAUUAA